Molecule: messenger RNA, 174 nt
Organism: Metschnikowia bicuspidata var. bicuspidata NRRL YB-4993
Lineage: Eukaryota; Fungi; Ascomycota; Pichiomycetes; Serinales; Metschnikowiaceae
Source: RefSeq, a predicted model, not a curated record
AUGCAAAUCUUGGAACCUCGCUUCUAUUUCUUGCCAGGCACAAGAAAAAAGAUUGCAGCACCACAAUUUCGCAUAUGGUCUCCCACUACACUACUCAGUGUGGCCCUAUGCAGCUUAACUAACGUUGAUCGGACGGGAAACAGUGCUUCCUGCAUGGUAUGGCCGCAACCGUGA